Linum trigynum is the source of this 2441-nucleotide messenger RNA. Lineage: Eukaryota; Viridiplantae; Streptophyta; Magnoliopsida; Malpighiales; Linaceae. The record is from the annotation of a GenBank genome assembly.
GUUUCGGUAAUGGGCCCGGUUUCCCGACAUCCGGCAGGGAUAAUUGCUGGCUUGCUGCGGGCGGAAUUUAAUUAGCGCCAGACGCGAGUCUCUCAAUUCAAAUGGAAGGCCAUCAUUAUUCAUGUUCCUCUUGUCUGCUAGUGGAUCUGUGGAUGGAAAUAAAAAUAAGUGGAAGGCAUCAUUAUUCUUGUUCAUUCAUUCAUUCCAGUAGAUGGAAUUCAUUGUGCUUCUUUGCACUUUGCUCAGCUACGGGCUACGUUCGACAAAGACAAAUAGUCAAAAAAACAAACAAUAACACAAAGAACUCGGCAACUGUACAUGAAUUAUGAUUAAUUGAUUAUGAAAGAAUUAAAGUAUGAAACGAUUAUGAAAGAAUCAUGCUCGGCAGCUAUACCUGUGAGACUUAGGACGAAGACGAACUGUUGUAUGAUGUGCUGUAGAGUCGAAGGAUUAAGCUCCGACGGGACGACGACGGGGUUCGACUAGGAACAGGGCUUGACGGGGCUGGAUGGAGCUUGUGCUGACGACGGGGAGACGACGAAGAUACCAUCAGUUUCGAUCGGCGGCGUGAGCGUGACUCGUCGAGCUCCUGCAGCAGGGCAGGGGCAGCAGGCAGGGGAGAGAGAUAUGCAAAAAACGAUGUACUUUAGUUUUCUAAUUACUAAUUACCACUAGGACUAGGACACUAGGUUAAUUACAGGGCGGUCGGCGUUUGGUUGAUGGCUUUUUCCUUUCGGUAUCGGAAUACCGAAAUGCCGACGGUGUUUUACCAUACCUUUCUCGGUAUACCGCCAGCCAAAUUCCUGUUGCCGAAUACCGUUUGGAACGGUUAACGAUUUAACCGAUAAUCACGGUUACCGGUACGGUUAUUGAUUAAACCGUUUACCGCAAUACCGUUUACCACUCCUAUGUUUGAUCACUCGAAAUAUUUAGUUCCAUUCGCGAUCCCUAACAUUAGUUAAACGUUUCAACUUUAGUCACUCUCCGUUACCUUCCGCCAGUCUCCGUUAGCGGCGUCAAUUUUUUGCUGACGUGGCUAACAAAAAUGCUGAGUCAUCUAACUUUUAUAAAAUAAAAUAAAGGCAAAAUACACUUGUAUAGCCAAAAACAUGCACUUUGUGACAAUAAUAGCCAAAUUUUGAAAAAUACACAAAUAUAGCCAUGUUUUUAAAACUUUAUUGUCAAAUUUAGCCAUUUUCGUUACAAAUUUUGACGGCGUUAAAGAUGCCGUCAGUAGUGUGGACGUGGCGCUGACAUGGACUCUCCCUAAUUGACAUGUCAUCAACAACAUGUUGAGAUGGAUGCCACCUCACCAUCCACAUCAACUCUCAAUUGCCAUGUCAGAUUAAAUUUUUAUUGAUUUUAGAGAUUAUUUAUAAAACAUAAUUAAUAGUUUUUUAUUAAUUAUGAAACAAAAAUCCAAUUAUACUUGUCUUCAGUUGCUUGCCGCCGCUGCUUGACGAUGUGCUGCUGCUCAUCGGUGGUGUCGAUGCCGCCCUCUUCGUUACUAGCAGGCCAUCGCGACCCACCGGAACAACGCGGUGAAUCAUCGGCCCAUAGAGCCCUUCUCAUGACUUUGAAUCUCGAUUCUCCCCUCUUUUUCAUGAAAUCGGAUAAACAAACACCACCAACACCAGAUGCUGGUCCCUGCGCGAAUGGGUCUCCGCGGCCAACUCCUCACGCCGGAUCGCGCAUCUUCCCCGACACAACAGACAACGAUAAACUGAGGAAGAAAUAGGCUUCGUAAUUAAAGAAAUCGAGACAGAAGGGACUGGGUUUGAGAUGGCUUCGUCGGGAGAUGCUUUGUCUCCUCGGGCUAUUACAACUUUCCAGAUCUCGUAACACUAGAGCUCAGAACUCUACCUGCUUCAAUGGUGGUUCCCAAAAUUGAUUUCGAUUCAGAGCUUAGAGUUCUUCCUCUUUCUCGCCUCGCCAUACCAAAGCCAUAAAACCCACAAGAAUCCAUUCCAUAGAAAUUUGAUUCCGACCUAGAAACCUCACUAUUUCUCCCUUCUCCCUCUCGUACUCUUCUUCCUCUCUCCACCUCCCACUACCUAGUCGUAACGGCGGCUAAAGACGAAGGAAAUUCAAUUGACGAACUCAGGUCGUUCUCCCCAUGGCCGGGAUUUGAAAUCGGUAGCGACGGAGCCCAGGAAGUUUCGAUCCCGCUGGUCGCUGCUACCUAUGCGAAAGAAACCCAAUCGUUGGCAGUGAUUCUUCUUCAACCUCUAUUGGGGAGCAAGGAAGCAAGGUUGUUCUUCUUCAAUUGCUCUGCUCCAUCCACUCAUUCUUGCUCUCUUCGACGCCUCUACUUAGGAGAAGGAAAUUGAAGACGGAAAGGAAAGGAAGUCGGAGAUGACGAGCAAUGGAAGAGGAAAAGACAACUUUCCAUGUUGUUUUUUUGUUUUUUCCAUUAAUUAUAAUAAUAUUAAAAGUUCUAA